Messenger RNA from Lachancea nothofagi CBS 11611, 897 nucleotides. Lineage: Eukaryota; Fungi; Ascomycota; Saccharomycetes; Saccharomycetales; Saccharomycetaceae. The record is from the annotation of a GenBank genome assembly.
AUGAAAGUUUUUGUUACAGGGGCUACCGGCUUUAUAGGUACUUCUUUGGUUAGAGAACUAUUGAAUAGAAAUCAUACAGUUGUUGCUCUUGCCAGAUCAGCAGAAUCAGAGAAAAAGAUUAUAGCUCUGGGUCAAAAUAUCCAAAUUCUUCGUGGGUCACUCAAGGACCUAGAUGUUUUGAGAAAAGGGGCCUCAGAGGCUGAUUGCGUAGCUCACCUUGGGUUCAUUCGGAACUACAAAAACUUUGCCGAAUCUUGUUACAUCGAUCGAGAAGCCACUCUCGCUAUGCUAGAUUCUUUGAAAGGAAGCCACAAGGGUUUUAUCUAUUCCAAUGGUACUCUAGUUCUCGAGCGAGGAAAACUCGGUAAAGAGACGGAUAUUAAAAAACCUAGUGGGGUUGCCGCUAUCCGCGCCGAGACUGAAGAUCCCGCUCUAAUAUACAGAGAAAAAGGCGUCCGAGUUUCCAUUGUCAGAUUGGCAUCUAUUGUCCAUGGUAAAGGAGAUAAUGCAUUCGUUCCUGCGUUGAUCGAUAUUGCUAAAAAGUCAGGGAUAUCUGGCUAUAUUGAAGUAGGACAAAACGCUUUGCCUGCCGUGGCGCGGGAUGACGCCGCACGCCUCUACCAGCUUGUCGUGGAAAAAGGGCGUGCUGGAGGGAUUUAUCAUGGAGUAGCUGAACAAGCGGUGAAAACCUACGAUAUCGCAAAGGCUAUUGGUGAGCUUCUUGAUGUACCACUAGUAUCAAUCGAUUCAGCAAAAGCGCAAGGUCACUUUGAUAUCUUGGCCGAUUUCUUCUCCGCCAACAUUCCCGUCUCCAGCGGAAUAACUCGCUCCGAACUAAACUGGGAGCCAAAGGAACCUGAACUUGUAGAUGAUAUCUGCAGUGAUUACCGCCCCUAA